AUGUUGAAGAGGAAGGGGAAAGCCCAGCCUUAUACUAAAGCCCUGGAUGGAGGAUGGGGAUGGAUGACUGUGUUUCAUUUUUUCCUGGUAAAUGUGUUUGUGAUGGGGAUGACCAAGACUUUUGCCAUUUUCUUUGUGGUCUUUCAAGAAGAGUUUGAAGCCACCUCGGAGCAAACUGGUUGGAUUGGAUCCAUCAUGUCAUCACUUCGCUUUUCCGCAGGUCCCCUGGUUGCCAUUACUUAUGAUAGACUUGGAGAGAAAACGACCUCCAUUCUUGGGGCUUUCCUUGUUACUGGCGGCUAUCUGAUCAGCAGCUGGGCUACAAGCAUCCCCUUUCUUUGCGUGACUAUGGGACUUUUAACUGGUUUGGGUGCUGCUUUCUUGUAUCAAGUAGCUGCUGUGGUGGUCACCAAAUAUUUCCAAAAACGAUUGGCUCUUUCUACAGCUAUUGCUCGUUCUGGAAUGGGGCUGACAUUUUUGUUGGCACCCUUUACAAAAUUCCUAAUGGAUCUAUAUGACUGGACAGGUGCUCUUCUAUUAUUUGGAGCUAUUACACUGAAUUUGGUACCUUCUAGUAUGCUCUUAAGACCCAUCCAUAUCAAAAGUGAGAACAAUUCUGAUCUUAAAUAUAAAGGUAGCAGUUUGUCUGCAUGUGAUCCAGACAUACCAUGUGAGACAGAAACAUCAUACAGCAAUGAGACACAAGACUCUACCAUCAAGGACAGUACUAUGCAGAAGACUGGACAGCAUGGUAACAUUUUAAUAGUCCCACAAAAUCCAAGUGAAGAGUUCAACAAUGAGCCUAACAGGAACAGACAGUUAAUAAUAAGUAAUGGAGAAACCUGCAAUAAGGGUAGUUUGUGGAGCUGCACACAAAAACUCUUUGAUGUUUCUCUCUUCAGGAAUCCUUUCUUCUACGUAUUUACCUGGUCUUUCAUCCUCAGUCAGUUAGCAUAUUUCGUCCCUACCUUUCACCUGGUAGCCAGAGCCAAAACUCUGGGGAUUGACAUCACGGAUGCCUCCUACCUCGUUUCCGUAGCUGGAAUCCUUGAGACAGUCAGUCAGAUUAUUUCUGGAUGGGUUGCUGAUAAAAACUGGACCAAGAAGUAUCAUUACCUCAAGUCUUACCUCAUUCUCUGUGGCAUCACUAACCUCCUUGCUCCUUUAGCCACCACAUUUCCACUACUUAUGACCUACACCGUCUUCUUUGCCACUUUCGCUGGUGGUUACCUGGCGUUGCUACUACCUGUACUGGUUGAUCUAUCUGGGAAUUCCACGAUACACAGGUUUUUGGGAUUUGCUUGUUUCUUUGCUGGGAUGGCCGUCCUUUCUGGACCACCUAUAGCAGGCUGGAUAUAUGAUUAUACCCAGACAUACAACGGCUCUUUCUACUUCUCUGGCAUUUGCUAUCUCCUCUCUUCUGUUUCCUACUUUUUUGUACCAUUGGCUGAGAGAUGGAAAAACAGUCUAGCCAGAAGGAAAGAGGACUGCAAUCAAGGGAGAGCUUAACCAAAGAAAAUCUCAACUAAUAAAUAAGUCACUGGAAACAUAAGUUUGGAAAUAGUCUUUUGUAAAAUGAGAAG
Messenger RNA from Carlito syrichta (Philippine tarsier), 1583 nucleotides. RefSeq names its product solute carrier family 16 member 4 (gene SLC16A4). NCBI's taxonomy places the organism in Eukaryota, Metazoa, Chordata, Mammalia, Primates, Tarsiidae. The transcript is spliced from 8 exons. Bases 1 to 1509 code for a protein of 502 amino acids. Gene Ontology annotation, molecular function: monocarboxylic acid transmembrane transporter activity. The record is from RefSeq and is a predicted model, not a curated record. Gene Ontology annotation, biological process: monocarboxylic acid transport; transmembrane transport.